AGUAUUUCCACUGUAUGUGUGUAUGUCCAUAGUCGGUAUAGCCUAGCAACCUUUAAAUCGACACGAGUUACGAAUUUCCUUUUCGCACGUGUAUCGUUUGAUGUUUUUCAGUACAGAUGGCCUGAAGUUUCAACUUCUUUCGACCCGAUAAGAAAUAAACCACUUUGCGCACUAGUAAGGUCAAAAAACAACAUCUGCACUGAAAAGUCCUCUUAUAUAUUCCUUAUACAUAUGUACUAUAAUUACCUAAGAAAGUGAGGUAUGAAAAAAAAAAAAGUCUACCCUGUAAUGGCUGUAACGCCAAGAUUCGCAGCUUAACCAAAUAUUUUUCAGCACCUCAUUUGCAAAUAAUUUACGAAAUGUACACACAGAGACAGACAGUAAACAAGUACUAAUAAUAGUAAUUACAAUUAAGCUUAAAUUGCAUAAGUCUAAGCCAGUUGCAUAGUAAAAUAGAGUUAACUAAGUAAUUGUAUGAACUCCAAAUCUAGUCCCUCACAGCCAGUCGCUCGCGGCCCGGCAUAAUAGACGCACGUCAAAGACUGAAAAAAAAAACUUUAAAAAAUUGGCGGUCGGCGUUGUGUGUGUGUGAGUGUUGUAUGGUGUGAAUAAAUUGGAUAUUUAUUUAUUUCGUUGUGUUGACCAAUGCAAUAACGCACAAUGACGGACCUGGGUCUGAAGCUGCCCACGCGCAACGUGCUCACUGGCGCCAUCGUGAACUGGGAGGAGGACGAGGAACUAUCGACGCUUAGCGACAACCCAGGCAACUUGACUUUAGCAUGGAAGGACCUGUCAGUCUACAGGAGAAAAAAACAUCAGACCAGUAUCUGGUCUUCGCCGAUAUAUGAAGAAGUCAAGGUGUUACAUGGAGUUAGCGGCGUGCUGACUUCCGGAAACUUAGUAGCUUUAAUGGGCUCCAGUGGAGCCGGCAAAACAACACUCCUAGCGGCGAUAAGUCGUCGUGACAAGAGUGCUAUGACAGGUUACCUGAUGCUGAACGGAAGACUGGCGGGGGCUGACCUAAUAGCUAAGAUAUCCGGCUUCGUACCUCAGGAGGACUUGGCUAUUGACGACCUUACUGUCAUUGAACACAUGGAAUUUAUGGCUCGCCUUAUGAUGGACAAGCGAUCGUCGUCAGCAGUUCGGACCAGAAGAAUUCAUCAACUGCUUGAAGAGUUGGGGGUCGUCAACUGCAACAGAACCAAGUUGAAGGCACUUUCAGGGGGAGAGAGAAAACGAGUCGCCUUGGCUGUGCAGCUUCUAAACGAUCCGCCCAUCCUCUUCUGCGAUGAGCCAACCACGGGCCUCGACAGCUGGGCAGCCAACGCCGUAGUAGCCAGACUACGAAGGCUGGCCGCUGGCGGGAAGUUGGUCAUAUGUUCCGUGCACCAACCUGCUUCGGGAACCUUCGAAUUGUUCCACCAAGUUGUGCUACUGGCUGCAGGAAGAACGGCGUUCUAUGGGACGAUUGAGCAGGCUGAUCACUUCUUUGCUUCGUUAGGCUACAAAUGCCCCGUCGGCUUUAACGCGGCAGAAUACUACGUCUCUCUGCUCGGCAUCCAACUGGACAAAGAGUUCGAAAGCCGGGACCGGAUUAGGAAGAUCUGUGACGAAUACCAGAGGUCGGACAUCGCGGCGGAGAUAGAUGCUAAAGUUGGAGAUGUUACGGAUGAAUUAGACUAUUUUAAUGGGACUUUAGAUGGAAAGAAUGAAUAUUUCGACAGAUACGUCACUCUAGUCAAAGUAAACUACUUCGUUCAGUUCUACUGGCUGAUGUGGAGGAACAUACAAACAAUAAAGCACAACAGUUCAAUAUGGAUAGCAGAAUUUGUACUUCUCUUGUUCGUCGGCCUAAUCAUAUCCAUUCCCUACAUGGGCCAUUUCGAGGAGCUGGACCAGCGCGACAUUCAAAACGUCGAGGGCCUAUUAUACCUCACCAUCACUGAAACCAUCUUCCUCUUCAUCUACGCUGUCUUCAUCACGUUCCCCAGUGAAGUGCCCAUCCUGCUCAGAGAAACUGCUAGUGGACUUUAUUCACCAACUCCGUAUUAUCUUUCGAAGAUGAUAUUUUGGAUACCCCGCGCUGUGAUCGAGCCAACGCUUUUCGCGUCGCUCGUCUUCUGCGUAGCGGGUCUCCAUGGAGGGUUCAUGGGCUGGCUGGGAUUCUGCUUCGUCUGCGUUCUCUGUGCCAACUAUGCUAACGCUUAUGGUUCCUUCCUCUCAGCCGUCUUCGACAAGAUGGAGACCGCCGCGUUAGUCGCCGUCCCCUUCGACUUAAUCGGCACCAUGUUCUCCGGUAUCUACCUCAACCUCGGCAGCGCCUCCCCCUACUUCUCCUGGCUACGAUUCGUCUCCGGUUUCUACUACGGCGUCGAAUCCAUCUCCAUCCUCCAAUGGGACUCCAUUGAAUCCAUUACUUGUGUCAACAUCCCUGGUAUUCCUUGCAUUAAGACUGGCCCAGAAGUCUUGAAUAGAUUCGGGUUCGAAGAAGCUAACUUCUGGAGGAACUGUGUGUGUUUGUGUUUGAUGUAUUGUAUAGCCCAUUUUAUAGCUUAUCUUAUGGUUAUUAAGAGGAGUAGGGGCACACCUGUGUAUUAGUUUAGAUAUUUAAUGGUAUUUGUGUUUUCGAAUGAAUGUUGUUGGUGUUUUUAGCAGUUGGUCUAAAUUGCCAUGUUGUCAAGGUUUUUUGAAAGAUCUGCGUGCGUCGCCGAAUGGUAUUUCUACGACGCGAAAUGAAAAUGAAACGCCGCGAAAGGUAGUCAGACUCGGUCGCGCCAAUACGCAAGAGCGAUAGAGAUAGAUAUCUACGAGCGUUUCGUUUCGUGAGCGUUUCGUGAGCAUUUGUGCCAUUCGGCUACGUACCCUGAAGAUUUAAGUACUACAUAUAUGUCUACAUAAUAGUGACUUAACGUAUCUAUAUAUAGUGGCAAUGGAUAAGAGAUACCUAGUAAAACAUAAAUGUGUUAGUGUAAUAAAAGUUGCAGCUAACAAAGCCUUUUGCUUUUUUUUACUUUUGCUUUUUUAAGCUUUUUUUUUUUUUACUUUUGUUUUAUUACCUAACCGUAACUUUAACACUAUAAAAUGUACCUUUAUAUUAUAAUAGUUUAGUAGGUAUAUAGUAUGAAAGAAGCCCCAUUUAUUUUUUUACGACUAAUCUAAUUUAUAUUACCGUUAAGUUAUCCUUUCCUCAUAAUCUUACGGUUCAUGUAUUAAAUUUUGAUGAGUUUAGUACUAAUAGUAUAUGUAUUUUUAUGCCUUUUAUUGUUCUAUAUCGAAGGAACUGUUACGAUUUAAGUAUGAGAAAAUAUCAUUUAUAAUGAUAUCGAAUAAUAUGUGGUCCAUGACUCUUUCUUAAUACACCUUUACCUCAUAUGUGUAUAUACGUUUUACUCUACUAUAAGAAUACCUUUUUUUUUAUACUACGUCGGUGGCAAACAAGCAUACGGCCCGCCUGAUGGAAAGGUGUCACCGUAAACCGUAACCCACGGACGCCUGCAACUCAAACAGUGUCACAUGCGCGUUGCCACCCCAUUAGAAACUUGUACAUUCCCUUUUGCUGUGUUAAGUACACAGCAAAAAGGAGUGUACAAGUUCUAAGAAGGGUUCGGG
Messenger RNA from Leguminivora glycinivorella, 3609 nucleotides. Its product is annotated as protein scarlet-like. The transcript has 12 exons. Gene Ontology annotation, cellular component: plasma membrane. Lineage: Eukaryota; Metazoa; Arthropoda; Insecta; Lepidoptera; Tortricidae. The record is from RefSeq and is a predicted model, not a curated record. Gene Ontology annotation, molecular function: ATP hydrolysis activity; ABC-type transporter activity; ATP binding. Bases 661 to 2598 code for a protein of 645 amino acids.